This is a messenger RNA of Gongylonema pulchrum, 462 nucleotides long. The record is from the annotation of a GenBank genome assembly. NCBI's taxonomy places the organism in Eukaryota, Metazoa, Nematoda, Chromadorea, Rhabditida, Gongylonematidae.
AUGCGACGCCGAAAACAUCCCUCGGAGUCCGAAAUCGGUGCAAGUCCGGAGAAUAUUGAAGAAAAUAUGCGGAAAAAGAAAUUUGGGAUCGAACCGACGACUUUCGUGGAAAGUGUGGAGUCGAUGCCUGAGUCGGGUUCGGAGCCAACAUUUCGAGAUUUCGGCUUAGAUGAGCAAAUUUUAAAAGUUAUCGGUGAGCUCGGUUGGGAACGUCCUACGCUAGUGCAAAGCCGAAUGAUUCCGUUGGCUUUCGAGCAUAAAAACAUUCUUGCACGUGCUCGAACUGGAAGCGGCAAAACGGCUGCAUAUAUGCUUCCCAUCGUUCAACGAAUCCUUCAACUCAAAUGUUCAAGUGACGGAAGCACUGGCCCAUUUGCAUUAUUUAUUGUUCCCUCAAAAGAACUAGCAAAACAGGUGCGCAUUUUUUGUUUUGUAUUUAUUUUUGAUGAAAUAUUGCAUUGA